GGUGGGAGGAGGCGGCCGGAGUUGGCCUCAGGCGGCCGCUUGACCCGCUGCUCCUUCCCGCCCUACGAGGCCUAGUCGGGGGCCACUCAUUGUCCCUCCGGGGCGGGGGGAGGGGGCGUGGCUAAUAGCUUCGCCUCUUUAGUGAAGCGUGGUUGGGAGACUUAUUCUCUCGCCCGUUAGACUUCUCCCCCUAUUAAUCCCCUCCCAGGCCUUCAGGGGACAGCAGCACAUUCUUUUUGAAGGGGGGGGGGGCGGUGCGCGCAUCUGUCUUAAUUGAGGCUCUUCAUUCUUCUUAGAACUCUGCCUGAUUUUUUUAGUACAUUUUUUCUAACUGGGGAUAAAGUUAUACAUUUUCCAAGAAAAGGGGGGGGGGGAUCACUAUUUCCCCACGUCCCCCAUUUUUUAAAAAAGUAGUGCCCCUAAUAAGCUCCCUGUGUAUGUUAAGGGGAGAUGGGGUAUUCCUAAAAGUUUCUUGCAGGACUUUCCCCUUUUGCUUUCUCAACAUCUUUCCCCUCCUACUUUUGGGAUGCGUGACUUUGAAUGCACCCAGUAGCACCUGUUUGCUACGACCAGGGCCGGGUCGUGGGAAGGCGAUGCGCACCUCCCCGGUGGCGGGAAUGGCUUUUGGCCCUGCUGUUUGACUGAGCUCGGCAGUCCCGCUAGUCUGCUUUUCUCCCCCCCUCCCCCCCCCCUCGUUUGGGCAGCAUGAAUUUUUCAGAGUGUUUUAAACUCUCCGGCCAGUUGUGCAAGUUCUCUCCGGAUGGAAACUGCCUGGCCUCAGGUGUGCAAUACCGUCUGGUGGUCCGCAGCACAGACACCCUCCAAAUCCUGCAGCUCUUCACCUGCCUGGAUCAAAUCCAGUACAUUGAGUGGUCUUCAGAUUCGCUGUUUAUAUUAUGCGCAAUGUACAAACGAGGGAUUGUGCAGGUCUGGUCCCUGGAGCAGCCCGACUGGCACUGCAAGAUCGAUGAAGGCUCAGCGGGUCUGGUGGCUUCUUGCUGGAGUCCGGACGGCCGUCACAUUCUCAACACCACGGAAUUCCACCUGCGGAUCACUGUCUGGUCCUUGUGUACCAAAUCUGUGUCUUAUAUCAAAUAUCCGAAGGCCUGUCAGCAGGGAAUAGCAUUCACGAAAGAUGGCCGCUACAUGGCCUUGGCAGAGCGGAGGGACUGUAAGGAUUACAUCAGCCUCUUUGUUUGCAGCGACUGGCAACUUCUGAGGCAUUUUGACACUGAGACACAGGACAUGGCUGGGAUCGAAUGGGCUCCUAAUGGUUGCGUGUUGGCAGUGUGGGACACCUGCCUUGAGUAUAAAAUCUUGCUGUAUUCCCUCGAUGGCCGUCUGCUGUCCACUUACUGUGCCUAUGAAUGGUCACUUGGUAUUAAAUCGGUCUCUUGGAGCCCCAGCAGCCAGUUCUUGGCAAUUGGCAGUUAUGAUGAAAAGGUGCGCGUUUUGAACCAUGUGACGUGGAAGAAGAUUGCUGAGUUUGAACACCCUAUAACUGUUGCUAGCCCAAGGAUAGUCGUCUAUAAAGAAACAGAGAAAUCUCCAGCAGUGGAAAUGGACAAACUUCUCUUCCCUCCUUCCAAGACAGCUGCAAGCUCUCUCUUCAGUACAAAGAGUAAAUAUGAAAUUGGCCAACUCCCUGUUUCUUUGCAUCAUGUCAAACCUGCAAUUGAUCGAGCAAAUCCUAGAAUUGGAGUUGGAAUGUUGGCUUUCAGCUCAGAUAACAGUUUCCUGGCAACCAGAAAUGAUAACAUUCCCAGUGCUGUCUGGAUCUGGGACAUGCAAAAGAUGAAACUGUUUGUGGUCUUGGAGCAGCUGUGUACUGUUCAACUGUUCCAGUGGGAUCCCUGCCGGUCCCGACUUGCCAUCUGCACCGCAAACAGCAGAGUGUACCUGUGGUCUCCGGCAGGAUGUGUGUCCGUACAGGUGCCAAUGGAAGGUGACUUCCAGGUGGUUUCUUUGUGCUGGCACUCCAGUGGGGAUUCUAUGGCUGUCAUGACUAAGGAAAACUUCUGCGUGUGUUACCUGGAAAGAGAGGCAGAGGAGGUGAAAUAGCAGCGCUCCAUGAAAGCUCAAAGUGAAAAUGGGAUGCUGGCUAAUGCAUUCUGCAACAUUUGGGGGAGGGAACCCCCUGCUAGAUUUGCAGUGAACUCUGUUUAGCGUGGGGAAAUGGUGUAAUUUAAGCCUGUAUAUAUAGAUGUGGCAGCACUAAUCUGUUACUGUGUGAUAAUGCUUUGUUUAAAUUAAUGUAGCCAAGGAGACUAAAAGAUAGUGGCCAUUACUUUUUAAUACAGUGUCUAUUUUUACAGUGUUUAAAUCAUUUAGUUGUCUUGAAACUUCAAUAAACAAUUUGAUUAUAGAAGAAA
Heteronotia binoei (common prickly gecko) is the source of this 2372-nucleotide messenger RNA. It is a transcript of the gene WRAP73, whose product is annotated as WD repeat containing, antisense to TP73. Gene Ontology annotation, molecular function: protein binding. The transcript has 12 exons. Gene Ontology annotation, cellular component: microtubule organizing center; MWP complex; mitotic spindle. The record is from RefSeq and is a predicted model, not a curated record. The coding region runs from base 706 to 2061 and encodes 451 amino acids. Gene Ontology annotation, biological process: mitotic sister chromatid segregation; microtubule anchoring at mitotic spindle pole body; protein localization to mitotic spindle pole body. NCBI's taxonomy places the organism in Eukaryota, Metazoa, Chordata, Lepidosauria, Squamata, Gekkonidae.